Molecule: messenger RNA, 2806 nt
Organism: Coregonus clupeaformis (lake whitefish)
Lineage: Eukaryota; Metazoa; Chordata; Actinopteri; Salmoniformes; Salmonidae
Product: deleted in malignant brain tumors 1 protein
Exons: 23
Coding region: 4-2646 (880 amino acids)
Cellular component (GO): cell surface
Source: RefSeq, a predicted model, not a curated record
AACAUGGAGAUUGCUACCACUCUUCUUGUUCUUUGCUCUGUGAUAGUCUCACAUGGAGCUCAAGGUUGGUGGGACACAUGGACCACAGUAGAUCCCUGGGGUACAGAUGACCCAUCAGGCACCAAUGCCCAAUGUGGUGGCUACCUGACUGCAUCAAAAGGACAAUUCAACAGCCCCAAUUACCCCAGCAACUACCCCAACAAUGCCUACUGUACAUGGAACAUUCAGACCACGUCGGGGAGCCAAAUAGUUCAGCUGCAAUUCCUCUAUGUCAAUCUUGAGGGUGACUUCAACUGUAGGUAUGAUUCCAUCUCUGUGUACGAUGGCUAUUCCUCCUACAACCGACUCCUGGGAAAGCUGUGUGGAGGACAGAGCUCAACCUUUUACUCCACCGGAAGUUCAAUAACUGUGCAAUUCACAAGUGACAGCUCUUCAACGUACAAGGGGUUUCAAGCAGAGUAUCGUGUAGUAGAUGGAGGUUCUUGUAGUUACAACUGUGGCUAUCAGGUUGGCAACUGCUCCUGCUCAUCUUUCUGUGAAUACAGGGGCAACUGUUGCCAGGACUAUCUACAGAACUGCUAUGGCACAACCGUAGAACCUGAAACCACAGGUGCAGUUACAACAGCAGAUCCAACUCCUGCAGUAACCGAAGAUUAUUAUUCCUGUGAGUACAACUGUGGCUACAAUGGCAUGGUCUGCUCCUGCACCUCAUCAUGUCAAAACCAAGGCAACUGUUGUCAUGAUUAUUAUGAUUAUUGCCAGAGUACAACAGACAUACCUACCCACACAGCUCAGCCUUCCUGUAGGUACAACUGUGGUUAUAAUCUUGGAAGCUGUUCCUGCUCCAUCUCCUGUCAAUACUAUGGCAACUGUUGCUAUGACUACAAUGAGAACUGCUAUGAGACAACCGUAGAAUCUGAAACCACAGGUGCAGUUACAACAGCAGAUCCAACUCCUGCAGUAACCGAAGAUUGGAAUUCCUGUUGGGACAACUGUGGCUCCAAUGGCAUGAUCUGCUCCUGCACCUCAUCCUGUCGAAACCAGGGCAACUGUUGUUAUGACUAUUAUGAUUAUUGCCAGAGCUCAACAGACGCACCUGUGUCCACAGCCACAGUAGGUUGGGGUUCCUGUAGAUACAACUGUGGCUCUUAUGUCGGUGGUUGCUCCUGCACCUCAUCCUGUCGAUACUAUGGCAAUUGCUGUCAUGACUACAAUGAUUAUUGCGAGAGCACAACAUACGUACCUGCUACGACCCCAGAGGCUUCCUGUAGGUACAACUGUGGUUACACUCUUGGAAGUUGUUCCUGCUCCAGCUCCUGUCAAUACUAUGGCAACUGUUGCUAUGACUAUAACACGUACUGCCCCACCACCCCACCAGACCCAACAGUCUCAGGGACUCACCCCACCUGCGGAGGAAACCUGCAUGGCUCUGGGUCCAUCUCCAGUCCAUACUAUCCAGAAUAUUACCAUGACAACGCCUAUUGUGUCUGGCAUCUAUCGGCCCCCUCUGGCCAAAGGAUCUUCCUGUCAUUUACUGACCUGGAGUUGGAGAACUGCUGCUCUUGUGAUUACAUCUCUGUGUACGAUGGAUCGUCUGUGGACUCUCGAAUGCUAGGCACAAUCUGUGACUUCAACAACGGCACCUCUUUGACUGCCUACCACUCCACCUCUAACUACAUGACAGUUCUCUUCCGCUCUGACCAAUCAAUGGUCAGCAGGGGCUUCAGGGCCGUGUUCAGCAGCUCCCUCGCAUCAAACCAAGGUCGAGUGGACUGCUCCUCAGACAACAUGAACAUAGUGAUCCAGAGAUCCUACCUGAUCUCAAUGGGCUACGAUGGCUACAAUCUGUACCUGAACGACCAGCAUUGUAGACCUCAGGUCAACAGCUACCAGGUGGUGUUCAGCUUCCCAAUUAACACCUGUGGGACCCAGCAAAUGUUUGAGAAUGGGAGAGUCCAGUACACCAACGCCGUCCGUGCCUACCGGUCUGACUCAGGCGAGAUCACACGCCAGUCUCAUUUUCUGCUGCAAGUGGAGUGUCGCAUGGAGCAGGACACCAUGGUCCAGAUUAUGUAUGAGACCGAGUUUCAGGGUAACGGUACCAUAACAGGCACAGGCAGAUUCAACGGCACCAUGGCUUUCUUUACAAACAGCAACUUCUAUACCGAGAUAACCGAGACUCCAUACAAGAUCACCCUCAACCAGAACAUGUACGUCCAGGUCCGUCUGAGGAGGUUAGACAGCAGUCUACAUCUGUUCCUGGACACCUGUGUUGCCUCUCCCUCGCCUCAUGACUUCCAAACCAGAUCAUACGACCUGGUGCGCAACGGAUGUAGGAGGGACCCCACCUACUACUCCUACACCUCUGGUACCAGUAGCUAUGCCCGCUUCACCUUCCAGGCUUUCAAGUUCCUGCGAGCCCAUGAUUCAGUGUACCUGCAGUGUAAAGUCACCAUCUGCCAAGCCUCUGACUACAACUCCCGCUGCCGCCGAGGCUGCCGCACCCGCAAGGCCAGGGACUUGGGAUCCUCCCAGGAGAGCCACACCCUGGUCCUGGGCCCCAUCCAGCUCAAAGAUCUGGAGAAGCCAGAUGAGAAAGUGGCUGAGAAGGAGGAGAUCCAGGCUAAGGUGGAACCUUCAGACUAAGCUGACCAGCCUCAACUAACUAUAGUAAUCAUUAAUACUAUCAUUCUGAUUAAUUUCACCUUAGGCAAUGAAGUAGCCAAUAUUCACUGCUACUGUACACUAUAAUCUUCUAUCCCUUUGCUACUUUGGCUAAAUUAUUAAAAGCAUUCUCAAAAGACAA